Messenger RNA from Betta splendens (Siamese fighting fish), 2397 nucleotides. It is a transcript of the gene lactb, whose product is annotated as lactamase, beta. The record is from RefSeq and is a predicted model, not a curated record. NCBI's taxonomy places the organism in Eukaryota, Metazoa, Chordata, Actinopteri, Anabantiformes, Osphronemidae. The coding region runs from base 217 to 1851 and encodes 544 amino acids. The transcript has 6 exons.
AUGUUUUCACUACGUUGAUGUAUUUCUAGUCAGUAGACACAUAAUGAUAAUCUGAUCAGUGAUCGGUGACCUACUUUCCUCUCGAUGUUUUCGGAAUCUUGCUCGAUUGAUCUGGCCUAGUUGAGGACGCUAGCAUAAUGCUAACAGGCGGCUAAAGAGUUUGUUCUCGUCAACAACGAGCAAUUUUCGACCAAAAAGAGGAGCCGUGUUCUUGCCAUGUCGUGGCUAUUUCUGCCGAACCGUGUUUGUGCCAAUUGUGCCCUGUUUGCAGUGCGUGAGUCCCAUUUGCUGUCGCUUCGAGCCGGAGCGAGAGUUAAACCGCGGCUCUCAGAGAAGCGGAGGGUUUUCGAACAACAGAGACGAUACGUCGGGGGGUCGCACACUGCCUCUAAACACCGGUCCCGGUCCGGGGUGUGGGUGUGCGGGCUCGGCGUGGGUCUGGCUGUAGCCGUCGGCCUGAAGCACCGAACUGACACCACCGGUUCGUGUGACGCAGAUGCUGAAGUAGAGGGGACGGCUCGAUACAGCGCUGCCAUCAGAGUUAGCAGAGAGCUCGUGGAGCGGAUAAAGGUAGGCGCAGAGGCUGAGGUGGGGGCUCCGGGUGUAGUGGUCGGAGUCUCUGUGGAUGGGGUUCAGGUGUGGUGUGAAGGGCUGGGCUAUGCUGAUUUGGAGAACCGGGUGCCCUGCAGUCCUCAGACUGUGAUGCGUAUCGCCAGCAUCAGUAAACCCCUCACAGCUGCAGCUGCUGCCCGACUGUGUGAGGAAGGGAAGCUGGAGCUUGAUGUGCCGGUCCAGCAGUACGUCCCAGAAUUUCCCCAGAAGCAAUUUGAUGGACGGGCUGUCACUAUAACCCCCCGGAUGAUUCUGUCUCAUCUAAGUGGUAUACGCCAUUAUGAGAAGGAUGCAAAUAGGGUGAAGGAGGACAAGGAGAAGGCGAAGCGACUUUUAAAGCCACCUGUAACAAAGAAAGAGAAUGACAAAAGCACUUGUGAAGACAAUCACAAAACCACAACGGAACAAAACACCAAAGCCAAAGAAGCUCCUAAGGCUCAGAAGAAAAAAGAGUUUGAGCAGGAGGAGUAUUACUUGAAAGACAACUUUGAAAGUGUCACUCAGGCCUUAGACCUCUUCAAGGACGAUCCACUCAUUUUUGAACCUGGCACCACUUUUUUGUACUCCACCCACGCCUUCACGCUGCUAAGUGCUGCUAUGGAGCGGGCCGCUGGCCGUCGCUUCCUGGAUGUCAUGAUGAACAUGUUCCGUGAAAUCGGCAUGUUGGACACGGUUCCUGAUGAGAACGAGCCUAUUGUUUACCACCGCUCCAGAUUUUACCAUCUUAACAAAAGAGGACGCGUUGUGAACUGCCCAUAUGUAGAUAACUCCUACAAGUGGGCAGGAGGCGGCUUCCUGUCCACCGCCGGUGACCUGCUGCUCUUCGGAAACGCGCUGCUCUAUAGCUACCAGGUUGCUCACAUUAAGGACACGGAGAGCUUCCUGCCUGGCUUCCUCAAACCCCAAACUGUCAUAGAUUUGUGGGCACCUGUUGAUGGAACAGACCCUGGCUGGGAUAAAGAUGGAGCGUAUGCCCAGGGCUGGUUGGUGGUGGAAAAACUGCAGAAAUAUGGUGAAUGCAGGAAGCGCAGACACUACGUGUCGCACACAGGAGGUGCUGUGGGGGCUAGCAGCGUCCUGCUGGUGUUACCUUGCGAGGAGAUGUGCCCGAGCCGAGGACAAGCCCCCGUCCUCCCACAGGGGGUGGUGGUCACCAUUAUCACUAACAUGCAGUCUGUGGGACUCAACAACACAGCGCUGAAAAUUGCGCAGGCAUUUGACAAAGCCCGAAGCCUGUGAGAGUAAGUUGUUUACAAAAAGGUGGGUUUACAUUGUACUGAAAAGUAAUUUCAGACACAACUGAUGCUGUUGUGUAGUGUUCAUGCUGCUUUAUAUAUGUAGGAAACCUUUUUUUAAACACGCGUUUUACAAAUGUUUUGUGAAUUCUGGAAAAUAUUCCAACGAGGGCCUUUCUGCCACUAGGUGGAAGCAAAUAAUCACAUUUGUUUAAUACAUUAAAAAAAACAUCCCAUUGACCUAAAUUGAUUUAGUGGUUUUAUAUGUAGAAGUAUAUGUAACAAAGCAAUACAUAAAAUAUGGUUCCUUUUUUUUAAAAAGCAGCUUUUUAGACUACUUGAAUGUCAUGUGGAAUUUGAGUGUUUAGUCUCCAUUGAUUUUGGAAGUACUAGUUUUUCUAUUGCAGUUAGAUACUACUCUGUUCACAAGCGUCCUGGCGCUCCAGUGCAGUAGUGAGCCUUACAAACGAUUAGCUGUGUCGUCCUUUCUUAAGCUGACUGAAUUGAAGCUGAUUUGAUGUCACUAUUCUCAUUAAAAAAACUCCUGGGA